GAGAGGCGGCGUGAAAGUUGUGGGAAGUCGCCGUUUCGGGGUGCGUGAAUCAGAAGCGAGGGGGACUUGGGAGCCAUGUCGCGACUGAUCGUGAAGAACCUCCCGAAUGGGAUGAAGGAGGAGCGAUUCCGGCAGCUAUUUGCCGCCUUCGGCACACUGACUGACUGCAGCCUCAAGUUCACCAAAGAUGGCAAGUUCCGCAAGUUCGGCUUCAUAGGUUUCAAGUCAGAGGAGGAGGCCCAGGCAGCGCUGAGCCAUUUCCACAGGAGCUUCAUUGACACAUCCCGGAUCACGGUAGAAUUCUGCAAGUCCUUUGGAGACCCAACGAAGCCCCGAGCUUGGAGCAAGCAUGCUCAGAAGCCAAACCAGCCCAAGCAGCCAUUGCAAGACUCCGUUCCAUCAGACACUAAAAAAGACAAGAAGAAGAAAAAGGUGCCCAGUGACCUGGAGAAGUUGAAGCAAGAUGCCGAGUUCCAGGAGUUCCUGUCGAUUCAUCAGAAGAGGACCCAAGUGGCCACGUGGGCAAAUGAUGCUUUGGACUCCCAGCUCCCGAAAGCGAAGACCAAGCCGGCAAGUGACUAUCUGAACUUCGACUCUGACUCCGACUCAGGGCAGGAGAGUGAGGAGGAGAUGGCCCAAGAGGAACCUGAAGAGGAACAAGGCCUGCAGCCAAAGACAGCCGUGCAGAAGGAGCUGUCCGACAUGGAGUACCUGAAAUCCAAGAUGGUGCGGGCAGAGGUGUCCUCUGAGGACGAGGACGAAGAGGACAGUGAAGACGAGGCGGUGAACUGUGAGGAAGGCAGCGAGGCUGAGGAAGAGGAGGGCCUGCCUGCCUCCCCAGCCCAGCAGGAAAGUGUGAGCCGGGGAACUCUGUCUUCAAGCCAGAGGCCUCAGGAAGCUGCUGGCAAGGUAGAGAAGCCAGCCAGCCAGAAGGAACCCACCACCCCUUACACCGUGAAGCUCCGGGGAGCCCCAUUCAAUGUCACUGAGAAAAACGUCAUGGAAUUCCUGGCACCCCUGAAGCCAGUGGCGAUUCGAAUAGUGAGAAAUGCUCACGGGAACAAAACAGGAUAUGUCUUCGUGGAUCUCAGUAGUGAAGAAGAAGUGAAGAAAGCUCUGAAGUGCAACCGAGAAUACAUGGGUGGACGCUAUAUCGAGGUGUUCAGGGAGAAGCAGGCACCUACAGCGCACGGUCCCCCAAAGAGCAGCAGCGCACCCUGGCAGGGCCGCACGCUUGGGGAACAUGAGGAGGAGGAGGACCUGGCCGACUCAGGGAGGCUCUUUGUGCGGAACCUGUCCUACACCAGCUCUGAGGAGGACCUGGAGAAGCUUUUCUCUGCCUAUGGUCCCUUGUCAGAACUCCACUACCCCAUCGACAGCCUGACCAAGAAGCCCAAGGGCUUUGCCUUCGUCACCUUCAUGUUCCCUGAGCACGCAGUGAAGGCCUAUGCGGAGGUAGAUGGGCAGGUAUUCCAGGGCAGGAUGCUCCACGUCCUACCUUCCACCAUCAAGAAAGAAGCCACCCAGGAGGCUGACGCCCCAGGAUCCUCUUACAAGAAGAAGAAGGAAGCCAUGGACAAAGCCAACAGCUCCAGCUCUCACAACUGGAACACGCUGUUUAUGGGACCGAAUGCUGUGGCUGAUGCCAUCGCCCAGAAGUACAAUGCCACCAAGAGCCAAGUGUUUGACCAUGAGACCAAGGGCAGUGUGGCUGUGCGUGUGGCUCUCGGGGAGACCCAGCUGGUCCAGGAGGUCCGAAGCUUCCUUAUCAACAAUGGCGUCAGCCUGGACUCUUUCAGCCAGGCCGCAGCAGAGAGAAGUAAGACUGUGAUCUUGGCUAAGAACCUCCCCGCCGGUACGCUAGCAGCGGAGCUACAGGAGAUCUUCGGCCGCUUUGGCAGCUUGGGUCGCGUACUGCUGCCUGAAGGCGGCAUCACUGCCAUCGUAGAGUUCCUGGAGCCGCUGGAGGCCCGAAAGGCCUUCAGGCACCUGGCCUAUUCUAAGUUCCACCAUGUCCCGCUGUACCUAGAGUGGGCUCCAAUUGAUGUCUUCAGCGCAGCUCCCCAGAAGAAAGAUUCCCAACCUGAGCAAUCUGCAAAGAAAGCCGAAGAGGAGCAAGACACUGGGCCAGCACCUGACCCAGAAGGUGAAAAGGCUUCUGAGGAAGGAACAGAAGCCUCCACGGGCAAGAUGGAAGAGGAGGAAGAGGAAGAGGAGGAGGAGGAAGAAGAAAGUGUCCCAGGAUGUACUUUGUUUAUUAAGAACCUCAACUUCAGCACCACAGAGGAGACACUGAAGGAAGUGUUUUCCAGAGUGGGAGCUGUAAAGAGCUGCAUGAUCUCCAAGAAGAAGAAUAAAGCAGGAGUGCUACUUUCAAUGGGGUUUGGGUUUGUGGAAUACAAGAAGCCGGAGCAGGCCCAGAAAGCCCUCAAGCAGCUCCAGGGUCACGUCAUCGACGGCCAUAAACUGGAAGUGCGGAUCUCCGAACGAGCCACUAAGCCUGCCUUGACACCCACUCGGAAAAAACAAGCACCCAAGAAGCAGACGACCUCCAAGAUCUUGGUGCGGAAUAUCCCCUUCCAGGCCAACCAGAGGGAGAUCCGGGAGCUUUUCAGCACCUUUGGGGAACUGAAGACUGUGCGUCUGCCAAAGAAGAUGGCGGGGACAGGCGCACACAGGGGCUUCGGUUUUGUGGACUUCGUCACCAAGCAGGAUGCAAAGAAAGCCUUCAAUGCUCUGUGUCACAGCACGCACUUGUAUGGACGGAGGCUGGUUCUGGAAUGGGCAGACUCGGAGGUGACCCUGCAGUCCCUACGGAGGAAGACAGCCAGGCAUUUCCAAGAGCCCCCGAAGAAAAAGCGGUCUGCAGUGUUGGAUGGGAUCCUGGAGCAGCUGGAAGACAGGGACGAUGACGACAGUGAACAAGCUCUUCAGCUGUGAGCUGGCACCACCAAGGUGUGUGGCUCUGGGGCUCUGGGGCCCUGGGGCCAGCAGGGCGUGACAGGAGCUCUGCAUAGGUCAGGGCCAGAGGACACAAAAGUUUGUGGCAAGUACCUGGAUGUGAGAACAUGUUUUCUGCAGGCUCCCCACCGAGUAGGUGGGUGACGUGUUCAGCAACUGCUGACUGAGCACCUGCACUGGAUAACGCAUGUGAAGUGCCUCCUUAUGGGGCCUCAGACUCUGCGAUAGGUGGCAGUGUGCGCAGCCAGUGUAGGGCCAGUGGCAGAAAUGAGCUGCUGUCUUCGUGGGACCCACAGCUCAGCCCUGUUCACCAGCCGCCGGGGCCCCCACUCAGCCAGCCUCCUACAGCCCUGUCUCCCCCUCUACAGAACUGCUGGUCAAAGGAGGGAGCUGGGUACUCUACCUCAUCACCCAGGGCCCUUCACAGUCCUCCUGAAGCAUGCAUUCCAAGCCCUGAUGCCAGGUUCACAGGCUGAACUUUGCUACCUCCACCAGGCCUGCAGCUCAAGAUGGAGGCACUGGGAGUCCCACGCCCUGGGCCAGCGGCCUCAAAAGCUCAUCUGUGGCUGGGUACCCUAGCACAGCCUCUUCAUGAAUGCCGGUGCACCAACAGCCCGAGGAGGACAUGAUGUCAAGCAGGGAGCAGGGGCCACAGCCCUUCCACCACUGCCCAGCCCCAGCAGCACCACUCCAAGCGUGUGGCUUAAGACCCACAUCAUUUGGAGUUCAGGGAGUAUCCGUUCAGUGCCAGUGACUGGCAUGGCUGCCUCAGCCAGCCACACCAACUUCAACCAUCCAAGCAGGAAGACCUGAGACCUACUCGCACUUCUGAGCUGUUGUCACCACAGGCUGGAGGUGCACUGGACAGGACUCUGAGCUCCAGGCCUUCCGACUCUGUGUGAGGAGCUCGGCCCGUGCAGUUUUGUAGAGAUGAGGUCCUGUUUUUCAGAGUGGCCUGGACCCCAGGCCAAGCUACCAAAGCUGGGAGCUCACCCUGUGGUGGGACAGGCAUUUUGUUCCAGUCCAAGGGUGCUGAGAAUUAAGCAAUAAACCUAGAAUGGCAGAACCUAGAAUGGCUCCCUCCCUCAACCUCACACACCUCAGACAUCACCUGUCACCACCCUCUACCAUGGCGCUGCCCAGAGGGUUCACAGUGAUGCCUGCCACACCCAGGCUGAACCAUCAGGAACCAAGGGCCAUGCUGCUAUGAGUCCUUAGGCAGAAUGGGAAUCUUCCCUGUCCCGCCCGUCCGUUCACGGUGCACCCACCCACAUGUCACAGCACCAUAGCCAGGAUGGCCUAGGGCAGAAAGCUGCAGUCUGUCACCAGCGCAAACUCCCCAGCGUGACACAGGAGCAGCUAGAAGCUCCCCAGAGCAGGGUCAGCACCUGUGCUGCCUGGUGUGGGACCCACUUGCAUGGGACCUGGGGACCUGUGCUCAGCCAGCCUGGCCCCCAGUGACUCUCUAAGCCCUAGAGCUCAGCAAUGGCAUUUUCUGAGUCCUCUGGCCUCCUGGGUUUAGGUCUCCAGCAACCACUCGAAAGCCAGGCAACGUGGAGUUUAUCUGGAAUCCCAGAUUUUAUGACGUGGAGACAGACAGGUUCCCAGGGCUAGUCAGCAUAGCCAAUCAGUGAGCUCCAGGUUGAGCAAGAGACCUGGGUCAAAAAAAAAAAAAAAAAAAAAUGGUGGAGAGCAGCUGAGGACACAGUGAAGCUCUGGCUUCCACAUGUGCCCUUCCCGCCACAUACACACACAUAAAUAGGAGUUUGUCAGUAGCCAGUGCACAACACAGCUCAGGAGCCUAGAAGCGGUGAGUAGAACAGGCCUAGGACCUCACUGAGCCUCACUAGACAGGAGCCUGUGGGUCCAGCAAGGGCCUGGAGGAGAUAGUUUCUGGCCAGCAGCCAGGGGCAGGAGGCUGGACUCAUCAUCACCCUCCCUGUGGUUCCUGGCACGGGCAGGCUGUGGUUGGGGAGUGAAUGUCCUCAUGUUGCUCUGUCCCUGGGCCUUUGAGUUUUUCUGAGAGCCCAGCUGGGACUCUGGGCCAGCCAGGAAGGGAAAUCAAGGGAGUGGAGUGGAGUCUGAGCCAGCAUGGAGGUCUGAGAUGGAGCAUGCCUUUUCCUGCUGGCCACUGCCCUACAGCAAGGGCCAUGAACCCUGAACUCAGGUUCCCUGACUGGAACGGUACCAGCAUCCUGUCACACUCCAGAAAGAGGCAGGUAUAUUCAGAAUAGCCAUUCUAUUGCUGGAGGAAAUGCCAGGUGUUGGACAUAGAGUCAGCAAGACCUGACCCUCAUUCACGAGUUCAUGUGCCAAACCCAUGCUGAACCUGGACCUGAGGACAAACCCAGGUGCCUCUGUGUGUGUCUUCCUUGAGAUAUGGCAUUCCUUGCUGAAUGGACUCCAGAGGCUGUCCCAGGCCUUGAGAUGCACACAUGGUGUGCUGGAGAAGUGAUUCAGCCUUUAAGAGAGUGUACCUCUCUUCCAGAGAACCCAAGUUAGGUUCCCAGCAGCUCCAUAACUGCCAGAACUCUCAGCACCAGAGGAUCCAGCGCCCUCUUCUGGC
Psammomys obesus (fat sand rat) is the source of this 5527-nucleotide messenger RNA. RefSeq names its product RNA binding motif protein 19 (gene Rbm19). The record is from RefSeq and is a predicted model, not a curated record. Gene Ontology annotation, molecular function: RNA binding. Bases 76 to 2940 code for a protein of 954 amino acids. NCBI's taxonomy places the organism in Eukaryota, Metazoa, Chordata, Mammalia, Rodentia, Muridae. The transcript has 24 exons.